GGGGCAAAAUUUUAGCACCAAAACAGCCGAUUCAUUGCGACAUGCGAUCCGGAAUCCGUAUGUAUAAAUCUACUUAUACACCAUACACCUAUACAUUACAAUUUGACCUUCACACUAGUUGAUGAGAUCACAGACGACAAUGGCCUCCCAAUUCCCUACUAAGAAAUGCGGCGUGUUGGGCUGCACUGGCUCCGUGGGUCAGCGGUUCAUCUUGCUCCUGUCUCAACACCCACACUUCGUCCUCCAUGCCGUGGGAGCGUCGUCUAGAUCCGCCGGUAAGAAGUAUAAGGAUGCCGUACGAUGGAAGCAGGCCUCUCCCAUGGGUUCCGUGGGCGAGCUUGUCGUCCGUGAGUGCAAGUCUAGCGAGUUUGCCGACUGCGACGUCGUUUUCAGCGGCCUGGACUCGGACGUCGCUGGUGAGAUCGAGAUGGAAUUCCUUAAGGCGAACCUAGCCGUCUUCUCCAACGCGAAGAAUUACCGUCGGGACCCUCUCGUGCCCCUCGUCGUCCCUACUGUCAACCUGCCGCACCUCGAUUUGAUCCCGCACCAGCGGAAACACCAUGGCUUAGAGAAGGGGUUCCUGGUGUGCAACUCGAACUGCGCAGUCAUCGGCCUGGUAAUCCCGUUCGCGGCGCUGCAGGCACGCUUCGGCCCCGUCGACACCGUCAGCGUUGUUACCAUGCAAGCCGUUUCCGGCGCCGGUUACCCCGGCGUCAGCAGCAUGGAUAUCAUGGAUAACGUGGUACCUUUUAUCUCUGGUGAAGAGGACAAGCUCGAAACCGAGGCGCGCAAAAUCCUCGGCGGCAUCAACAGCGACGCCACUGCCCUCGUCGAGCAGGAGGAGCUUCGCGUGUCUGCGGCCUGUAAUCGCGUUCCGGUACUUGAUGGACAUACGGCCUGUGUCUCGCUGCGGUUCAAGAACAGGCCUGCGCCGAGCGCGGAGGAUGUGCGUGCUGCCCUGAGAGAGUACGUUAGCGAGGCCGAGAAGCUAGGGUGUCCGAGUGCCCCACGCCCGAGCAUCCAGGUCUUCGAUGAGCCGGACCGUCCGCAGCCGAGGCUCGAUCGCGACUUGAGUCGCGGGUACACGGUUAGCGUGGGUCGUGUGCGCGAGGACGAGAGCGGGAUCUUCGAUAUCAAGUUUGUCGCGCUGAGCCAUAACACUGUCAUCGGAGCUGCAGGUUCUUCGAUAUUGAAUGCGGAGGCGGCAGUACUGAAGGGGUUCAUCUAGACGACGAGCGAGCAUCUUGCUAGCAUCUACGGGCGUUUUCGGGCGGUUGGCUGGUUGGUUCAUUUGCAUUGGGAAGAUACAAAAAGGAGGCAAGCAUCUAGUCAGGCAUCUGUAGAUAUGUAUUUAAAAAGAGACGACCGAUGUGCAACAAAAAAUUCAAUCUGCUAGAAGUUUAAGUUACUAUCAUUCCUCGAAACCAUCGCUCGGUUGACCUAGCAAGGGAGGUUAUAAUAAACUUACCAGGUCAUAAUGUCGCCCGGUACCAGCUGUGACGCCCUAAGACAAUUCAGAUUAUG
Molecule: messenger RNA, 1524 nt
Organism: Daldinia loculata
Lineage: Eukaryota; Fungi; Ascomycota; Sordariomycetes; Xylariales; Hypoxylaceae
Product: aspartate-semialdehyde dehydrogenase
Exons: 5
Coding region: 122-1228 (368 amino acids)
Biological process (GO): L-threonine biosynthetic process
Molecular function (GO): aspartate-semialdehyde dehydrogenase (NADP+) activity; NAD binding; protein dimerization activity
Source: RefSeq, a predicted model, not a curated record